Molecule: messenger RNA, 1038 nt
Organism: Arctia plantaginis
Lineage: Eukaryota; Metazoa; Arthropoda; Insecta; Lepidoptera; Erebidae
Source: the annotation of a GenBank genome assembly
AUGGCGCCCUGGCUGGACUUACCGUACGAAAUAACGAACGUCACCGCAGAAGAAGAAAAGUUCAUUCGCAAAUGCCUUUUAGGUUACACCAAGCAGUUCGUGAAAUGCGGCAAGGCAGGUUAUGUGAUGCCUGGUGCUUUUAGAAAUCACGCCGAAGCUAUUUACAACUUACAGGUCCGGCCUGAUGAUAUAUGGGUCAUCACCUUUCCGAGAUCUGGUACGACAUGGAUGCAAGAGUUGGUUUGGUUGGUAGAAAAUAAUUUGGACUUCAAGAAAGCGAAAUCAACACCCUUAUACCAAAGAUUUCCCAUGUUAGAAACAACAACUCAAAUACCGGAGAUUGCGUUCGAUUUGAUCAAAGUGAAUUUCAUGAACCUGGGCAACUUUCAAGGGCUUUCUAAAGCGGCGAGAGUUCCCAGUUGGCAAUCAAUAGAUGAAGCGCCAUCGCCGAGGCUCAUCAAGACACAUUUGCCUCUGUCUUUACUACCGCCCAACUUACUGAAUACUGCUAAGGUUGUGUACGUCGCAAGGGAUCCAAGAGACGUAUCUGUAUCAUACUACUAUCUUCAUAAGAUGGUGGGCAAGACUUUACUGAGGGCUAACUUCACUCAUUUCUGGGAGGCUUUGAGAAGAGACUUGAUGCCAUAUUCUCCGAUAGUAGCACACACAAAUGAAGCCUGGUGUAAGAGACAUCACCCAAACAUGCAUUUUAUGUUCUAUGAAGACAUGAUUAAAGAUUUGCCAAAAGAAAUACGCGGAGUAAGCGACUUCCUCAAUAAGAAUUAUAAUGAUAAAGAAAUAAAAAAGCUCGCAGAACACUUGAGUUUCGAAAACUUAAGAAAGAAUAAGAACGUUAACAACACUACUAAUACAAACGGUGAAGGCAUCCAGUUUGUGAGAAAAGGAGAAGCUGGCGGUUGGCAAGCACACUUUGAUGAGAAACAACAGCUCCAAGCUGAAGAGUAUCUUAUUGAUAGGCUGCAAGGUUUAGAUUUAAGAUACCCAUCUUUUCCUCUCAAUGAAAUAACCAGGUUAUAA